Messenger RNA from Phymastichus coffea, 2387 nucleotides. RefSeq lists its product as uncharacterized. Bases 292 to 1062 code for a protein of 256 amino acids. Lineage: Eukaryota; Metazoa; Arthropoda; Insecta; Hymenoptera; Eulophidae. The transcript is spliced from 4 exons. Gene Ontology annotation, molecular function: zinc ion binding; nucleic acid binding. The record is from RefSeq and is a predicted model, not a curated record.
GAGCCAACGAAAUUAAACAUUAAAAAAAGACAAGGUACAAAUUCAGUGGAAAGAAUAUCUUGUUUGUUUUUUAAUUUAAACAUUUUUGUGCUUUCAUUCCACUUUUCCGAGGGGUACAAAUUCUGUAAUAAUUGUUUUUAGAUUAAGUACACACCAUCACACCUAUUCAAUCAGCUGAUCGAGAAUAACAAAGUUCACAAUCGACUUGCAUUUUUCUUUCAUCGAAACAAUUGAUCUUUUGAUUUUUUUAUUUUGUUCGUCAAUAAGUUUUUAACAAGCAUCGGCGAUAAUAUGGGAAAGAAACCACGAGCAAAACUACGGUAUGGAAGUCAUAUAAAACAGUACAUGCACAAUUUGGAACAUCAGCCAAGAAAAGCACUUAUCAAAGCUGCUCCUCUUGAGCUUGAAGUUAAAAAACCAUCACCUGAAGCGAAGCCACGAAAUCCCGCGGCUUACCCGUGGCGUUAUACAGGCCAAGCAAAAGGUCGUAUUUUCAAGGACAUUGAUCCUGUGCCAUUUGAUCGUAAGAUUGAUGUGCCCUUUGGAGUAUGCUUUAAUUGUUGGCAGUAUACCCAUCAGCAGGCAAAUUGUCCGAAACCCACUCUCGACGACCAUUGCCAAAAUUGCGGACGCAUUGGUGUUCAAGUCAGCACCUGUCCUCGCUGUCGUAGAGCUUAUCUUCUCUAUCGUAAAAAAAGCAAGAUUCAGCAGGUCAAUGAUGACGUUAAGUCAUCUAAGGUAAAAAAGAAUGUGAAAAAUCAAAAGAAAAUUGAAACGUCACAGCAAAAUGAUACAUCUUCGGCUGAAUUACCAACCAGAGAAGAUGAGUAUUUGCUGUGUAAUGAACGUUUGUCAGAUUCAGAAGAUGAGUAUGACGACUUAAGCAAGAUAAUUGUAGAUGAAAGUAUAAAAUCUGCUGUAAUAACUGAUGAUUUUUUAGAAAAUUUUUUGAAUUUGAUCAAUGCUAUGCAAUAUCUCCCAAUUGAUAAGAAGAAUGAUAUUGCUCAAAAAUACCUCACUGAACAUCGUAGAAAACUUAGACAAGAAACCUUCGAUAAAUAAAUUAAUGGCUAUAGUUCAGUAAUUUUUAUUCCUCAAAAGUGAAAAAGUUUAGUUUCAUACAGUAAUUUUUAAAAUUACCUUUCAAGUUAUUAUAUUUUAACUUUAAUUUUUUUUAAAUAUAUGUUCAAAUUUUUUAAGUUACAUUGAAAUAUCUAACUAAACAUAGAUUGUUACGUCUAGAUUUUGUCAAGUAUUAAUAAAAUGUUUAUAAUUAUCAGAGAAUAUUUAAAUCAUUGACAUAUAAUGUAAUCACGUUGGAGAUAAGAUAUUAAUUAUUUUGUUAUGUUAAUUAAAAUUGAGUGUAGGUUGAAUUUAUGUUUUAAAUUUUCCAAAUAUUUCUCAUAAAUAGACUACAACUAAUGUUACUUAAUUUUUAUCUCAAACAUAUUGACAAAAUUGUAGACUAACAUCCUUACAUAUAAAAUUAUAUUAAGUACAAUUUUGUAAAAUUCAGCUUUGAGAUUUUAUUUAUUCUCGUUACAUGUAAUUCCAUUUGUUUAAGUUAGCAGUAAAAAAAGUCUGUUAUAUAUUAUUGAAUAAGCUAAACGAAAUUACUAAUUAAGAAGCCUUGAAUGCAUAUAAUAAAUAUUUGAAGAUUUAUGAACAAUUGAAAUUCAAUGUAGUUAUUAUCACUAUCAGCCAAAUCUUGUCUUGUGAGAAGAAAAUACUUGAUAUGCAUGUCUUCAAAAUUUGUUUCAUGACACAUUAAUUGUAAAAGUGAAAUAAAAAGAAUUAGACUAGCGAUAACCAUCUACAUAGAUUGUAGGUUUAUAUUAUCAAUCAAUUAUUCUUAGUUGAGGCUGUGUUCGGUUAAUGGGGGCAUUAUGGACAGAAAACAACUUUUGAAUUUUUGUUAACAAAAUUGUUAACCUCUUCAAGUUAUACAAUAAAGUUUCUGAUAAGGUUAACAAAUUUAUUUAUUUUUAACCAAAUGUUUAAAGUGGUUUUCUUUACGUAUUGCAUCCACUGAUUAAGCUUUAACUAAAAUAAAACUAUGGUAAGCAAGAACAAUGAUCAAAGAAAUGAAUCAAAUAUCAAAUCAAACCAAAUGGUUAUUAACAGAACAUUUAAUGUCGAUGUAAUUGCCUUUAUGCUGUAUUUUUCAAUAGACAAGGAUUAUUAAAAAUGAGUAAAAGUAAUCAAUACUAAAGACAAUAACUAUAAUAAUAGUCAUAUAAUAAAAAAAUUAAAAACUCAAAAAUGACUGAUGAUACUUAUAAUAAUAAUAAUCUCCAGUUUUUCAAAACUAUUGUUGCAUAAAAUAAAAACUGAAUAACUUUAAAAUGUCGCAACUUCAUUGAAAAUUAAACAUACGAAUUUUCUAG